GAUUAUUUUCGCUGAGACACAUUUCAUCAAAACAUCAUGGCUGCUACUACUACUGCAAGCUCUGCAACUUCAUCAUCAAUUUUCCUCAAUUCACAUACGAAAACACAAUUUCAAUCAAAACCCAUAAGUUUAAUAAGCUUCUCAUCUUCUAAUUUCUUACAGAAGAGGAAUAAAAAUCUGAAUUUCCAGAGAAUGUCUUUGGUUCCAUCAAGAUUGGAGCUCAGGAAACAUUCAAAGGUGAGUGCAAAGAAAGAGAGUUUAUCAUCAGAUGAGGAACUCCAGUCUUUAGUUCCUGAUGGAGGAGCUUCUGUAGUGAAUCAAGAUGAAGUUUUCUCUUGGACUUCUGUGAUUCUACCGUUCUUAUUUCCAGCUCUUGGUGGUUUGCUUUUUGGGUAUGAUAUUGGUGCUACCUCAGGAGCUACUAUCUCUUUGCAGUCACCAGAGCUUAGUGGGACAACAUGGUUUGAUCUAUCGUCCAUACAGCUUGGUCUUGUGGUAAGUGGUUCUCUAUAUGGAGCUCUUAUCGGUUCUGUCCUCGUCUAUCCCAUAGCAGAUUUUCUAGGAAGGAGACGUGAACUUAUUAUAGCUGCUAUGCUAUAUGCGCUUGGUGGUUUAACCACUGGUUUGGCACCAGACCUUAAUGUUCUCAUACUAGGGAGGCUUCUCUACGGUCUUGGAAUAGGUUUGGCCAUGCAUGGGGCUCCGCUAUAUAUUGCUGAGACUUGUCCCUCUCAGAUUCGUGGAACUCUUAUAUCUAUGAAGGAACUCAUGAUAGUUCUUGGGAUACUGUUGGGUUAUCUUGCUGGAAGUGUUGAGAUUGAUGCCGUUGGAGGGUGGCGUUAUAUGUUUGGGUUCAGUGCUCCUGUAGCACUCUUAAUGGGAUUAGGCAUGUGGAGUUUGCCAGCAUCUCCACGCUGGUUGCUUCUCAGAGCAGUUCAGGGCAAAGCAUCAUUACAGGAGUACAAGGAGAAAGCAAUUGCAGGACUAAGCAGACUGAGAGGUCGCCCUGCUGGUGAUAAAGUAUCUGAGAAACAAGUAGAAGAAACUCUGGUCUCACUGAAAGAGGCCUAUGCUGAUGAAGCUUCCGAAGGCAGUUUCUGGGAGGUGUUCCAAGGACCGAGUUUGAAGGCGUUCACAAUUGGCGGAGGUUUAGUCCUUUUUCAGCAGAUAACAGGGCAGCCAAGUGUUUUGUACUACGCAGGGUCCAUUCUUCAGACUGCUGGAUUUGCUGCUGCAUCAGAUGCUGCCAGAGUGUCAGUUGUAAUUGGUCUAUUUAAGUUCCUAAUGACAGGGGUUGCUGUCCUAAAAGUUGACGAUCUUGGGAGGAGACCUUUAUUGAUUGGAGGCGUUACUGGCAUUACAGCUUCAUUGUUGUUUCUUUCAGCAUAUUACAAAAUUCUCCAGGGGUAUCCCCUUGUCGCUGUAGCUGCUCUGCUUCUUUAUGUUGGCUGUUACCAGAUAUCUUUUGGACCAAUAAGUUGGCUAAUGGUAUCCGAGAUCUUCCCCAUUCGCACAAGAGGGCGCGGAAUUAGUCUUGCUGUUCUAACAAAUUUUGGUGCAAACGCUCUUGUAACAUUUGCAUUUUCCCCAUUGAAGGAAGCAUUGGGGGCAGAUAAUCUGUUCCUACUUUUUGCCGGUAUUGCUUUAGUAUCUCUUCUGUUCGUAAUCUUCGUCGUGCCGGAGACAAAAGGUUUGAGCCUGGAGGAAAUUGAAUCAAAGAUUUUGAAGUGAAGAAGAUUAGCUUCAGUGCUUUUAGUAUCUCACUGAACAAAACACAUUCAGCCAGGAACUUCAUUUGUAUGUAAACUGAAAUUCAGACUCUUGAAUUUGUUGGACUUGUAAAUUUCUUUUUUUCUUUUUUUUUUUUGAAGCAUGCAAUAAUGUAAAAACCAACUAAAUUGUUAUUACACGUGGGAAUGUGAUUCUCAUAGAGUCGUUCAAAAGAAUUUGGUUAAGAAAAGCAUUUGGUUAAGAAAAGUCGGAUUCGUCUGUUCCCAAA
Molecule: messenger RNA, 1999 nt
Organism: Papaver somniferum (opium poppy)
Lineage: Eukaryota; Viridiplantae; Streptophyta; Magnoliopsida; Ranunculales; Papaveraceae
Product: D-xylose-proton symporter-like 3, chloroplastic
Exons: 14
Coding region: 37-1731 (564 amino acids)
Biological process (GO): transmembrane transport
Cellular component (GO): membrane
Molecular function (GO): transmembrane transporter activity
Source: RefSeq, a predicted model, not a curated record